Conger conger (European conger) is the source of this 6406-nucleotide messenger RNA. RefSeq lists its product as uncharacterized. Gene Ontology annotation, cellular component: apical plasma membrane; cell cortex; nucleus. NCBI's taxonomy places the organism in Eukaryota, Metazoa, Chordata, Actinopteri, Anguilliformes, Congridae. Gene Ontology annotation, molecular function: protein kinase C binding. The transcript has 11 exons. Bases 542 to 3943 code for a protein of 1133 amino acids. Gene Ontology annotation, biological process: centrosome cycle; establishment or maintenance of cell polarity; regulation of cellular localization. The record is from RefSeq and is a predicted model, not a curated record.
GUCUGGGGUAGACGUUUUUUAGACGGAGGGAGGGAGAGAAGAGUGCUAGCAGCAGUGGUGAAGGACAGGACAGCUGGUGUGAGACCAAGGCUUCCACAUUUAAGAGGGAAGAGAGUGCAUAGCACAGACACUCCUGACACGGAAACCGUCCCUGCGUGUCUUGGAGUGGAGGAACAGGGCAAGGGGGCAUACUGUCUCAGAGCAGAAGACUGGAGCUUGUUUUAAAAGCUGGGUUGUUUUUCUACUCUGUUUUUGGCUGUGCUGCUUCAUAAUUCCUGAUGGGUUUCCAGAAACUGGAAGCCGUAGAGCUCAGACGAGGAACAGUAAAUCUUCACAGUCCGUUCUCCGAUGGGGAAAGAGAGGAGAAGGCCUCACACAUGGACACAUGAAAAGAUGCUACAACCCCUGGCUAUUAAUCAGUGUUGUCAUGGUGACAAAGUGCUGUCAGCUGCAGGGGGAAUAGCUGGAAGGGUAGCCAUAGCAAUCAGCUGCCAAGCCAGGCUAAGUGUCUGGUCGCCAGCUGUGACCGGCUGAACGCGUCAUGGAGGACGCGUGGGCGCCUGGCGGCUCUGGGCCUCUCCCGGGCGGGGAGCGGGACAUCCCCCUGUGUGUGAGCGAGGACCAGCCGUGGAGCAGGCCUGGAGCUGAGGCCUCUCCAGAGCCCGGCUCGCCCACCUCCUGCUCUCCCAGCUCCCCCUGCUCUGUGCAGCUCCACUCUCCUCCGGGCUCCGCCGUAUCGGCCCUGCAGUCCAAAGUCAAAGCCCUGUCCGAGCGCAGGGCGGCGGGGAAGGACAGAGAGGACAGGGGCCCGGCCGGACAAGCCUCCUCAGUGCUCCUGACCGGCUCUAAGAGAGCGCCGCCCUGUGUCCUUGGGGCUCCGGCUGCAGGAAAAUGGCUGUCUAGCAGCAGCGAUGAAGAGAUGGAGCCCCACUCUUACCUGCCCAAUUUCCCUCUGCCUGGAGACAUGGAGGGCGUAGGGGAGGUGGGCAGGGGGGACGGGUGUGAGGCAGGCCCCUUCACGGGCCUGCUGUCUCUGUCCCGAGAGCUGGGAGAGGGGGCCAGUCUAGAGAGCCUGUCUGACAUCAGCUGUAGCUUCCCUGAGGAGCCCCCAUCCUCUACUUCCUGGGCUCCUCCUAGGGGCUUCUGGAAGGCCGCCCGGCCCGAGACGCUGCUUCUGAACGGGGACGCGGAGUCGGCGGGGGACAGGCCCCCCGGCGGGCUGGCGGUGGGGGCGGGGGCUCAGAAGAAGGCCCUGAGGGCGGGGGGACGGGGGGUGCGGAGGGAGAUUCAGAGGUCCGACAGCCUGGAGGGCCACCUGCGCAGGUGCGUGCCGAGCGAGCCGGGGGACCCGCUGGGGGGGCUGUGGAGGGCCGACAGCUGGGAGAGCGUGUGCAGUGGCGGGAGCUCCCUGUCCCUGGCGGAGCGGGUGGAGAUGAACCGGGGCCUCCUCAAGCAGAUGCUGAGCAAGCCCAGGAGUAAAGACCCCGAGGGCCUUGAGCACAAGGCUGAGGACUCCACACAGUGCAACGGCAGAGGAUUGGUGGCCCUGAAUGACAGUGACUGGGACUCUGGGAUAUCUCUGCAGGACAGUGAACACAGUCAACGGGCCUUUGUGCUGAGCGACGAGCUGCCUCUGAGCCCCCGGCACGAGCAGGCCAAACGUCUGCUGGAGAGAGCGCGCAUGAAGGCCCGGUCCUACCCUCUCAAAGCCGACCACACCAUCCUGCCCGUCCAGAGGGACCCCCCGGAGCCAUCGUCCAGGGCAGCAGUGCCCCUGCGCAGGGCUCCUCUGACGGGGAAGGAGGGUGCGGUCGUCUCCGGGAACCUGAGCGACUCGUCCAGCGGAGACUCGGUGUGCGGCCCCCGCCGGCGGCACGGCCAGUCCCCCACGCGCGUGCGCUUCGAGGACGAGUCGGAGAAGGAUGCGGAGGUGCGCUACCUGGAGCGGCUGAGACAGCGGCGCCGGGCGGGGGAGAGGGCCCAGGGCCUGCUGGUGUCCAAGCCCAGCCUCUCCUCCUACGUCAACGGCAGGAGGGAGAGCGACGGCAGCGCCGCGCCGGAGGCUAACCGCGCUCCUGAGAGCGCCCCCUUGUGGAACAAGAAGACCAGGAGGACCCAGGAGAGGCCCGCUGUGAACGGAGGUACCCACAACAAGGCUGUGCCACAGGAAGUAGCCAACAGGAAGGGCAACUCCUAUGGGACUGUCCCAGAGGGCGCCUCACAGACGGGCUGCGAUCGUGAUUCUCAAGGGAAGACUGCGCCCGUGUGGGUGGCCCCGGACCUGCCAGACUGCACGGUGCGCACUGAGAGGAUUAAGGAGACCUACAUCGGGGAGGUGGACGGCCCUGGCGAUCGCGACUCGGGCACGGAGCACGCGGGAGGGGGCGGCGCGGGGGAAAGGGCCUCCGCUCUGGGGAAGCUGAAGAGGCGGAGCAGGAAAGGGGACGGCAGGCCGGAGGCGGGGCUUAGCCCGUACGCCAGGACGGCGGCGGCGGGCGGUUGCCAGGAGACGUCCGCCUGCAGGCCGAGGCGCGGGGGGGCGGAGCCGAGAGCGAUGCCGCCCAACCCCUACGGCUCAGAGCAGGGCCCGGGGCCCGCCUCCCCGGCCUCGGCCAGGGCCCUGCAGCCUGCCUCGCUCGAAGCCUCCGCCCGUCCGCCUGCCAAGGACGCUCCACCCACCGCGCUGCCCAUAAAGUCCGCCCUGAAGUCGGGGCCCAAGAACCGGCCCAGCGGCCAGCGUGUGGUCCAGCUCAUGCCCUCACCGGAGUACCGCCUCAUUCUCCUGGACGCCCCGGAGGGCCCGUGUGGUCCGGAGCCCGGCCUCCCGCCCGGAGCCCCAGCGGAGCUGCCCCGUGGCCCUGAGGCUCUGCACCAGGCUCUGGAGGAGCAGCAGUGCGCUGCGUCCAGCUACGGGGAGGACAACAAGCCCUGUCCCCCUGGGCUGUCCAGCCCUGCCCCCUGCACUAGGCCCUCCGCCCUCAAGCACUCUCCAGCCAGAGGCCUUUCUGACCACGAGGGCACGGAGUCCUGGGACCCUGCCACGGAAGAACCAGCUGUGGGCGAGCACCACCAGGCUAACGGAGAGCUAUGCCAUGAUCCGGUCAGUGGGUGCUCUGCCCCUGCUGCUCGCUGUGUCAAUGAUGGACGAAUCAGGGGACCAAUGAGAGUGGAGCAUCUGAGGGAGGAUAGCUGUGAGCUAACACAUGGCGUGGAGUCGCACAAGAGAGUUGUGUUUGAAGGUCUCGACCAGAGAGAAGGCAAGCCAAAGCUUUCACUGCGCCGGUUCUUCUCAGCUAUCGGACUCAACAGCCUGGGCAAGCACAGCAAAGGGCGCUCCAGCAGCAUGGAGCAGCUGAGCUUCUCUCCCAAAAGUGGCCCGGCCUCCCCCAGCCCCGCACACAGGCACUGCGGCCAGCUAAAGAAGGCCCCCUCGCUCCAGUCCCUGCGCAUGGGGUCGCCAUUUGCCCAGCUGCGGAAAGCCUCGUCAGUACAGAGCCUACAGAUCCCCAAGAAGAAGGGAGACCGCUCCAGUGCUUACAUGCCCGGAGACCAGCCCUGCAGCCCGGCAUACAGCAGGGGGCUGCCGCGAGCUCUGAGUGUGGAGGACGUGGGGAGUCCCAGUGCAGUGCGCUCUGUGGGCCGCGUGGCCCAGGCCUUCCCCGACGGGACCCUGCUGCUGGAGCUGCGAAGGCCCCCCAACGGCCCCUUCGGCUUCCUCAUCUGCCGGGGCAAAGGUCGGCCAGACUCAGGAGUGUACGUAGAGGAGAUGGGAGACAGCAGCACUCAGAAGCUGUACGCGGGCCUGCUGGGUGUUGGAGACGAGAUCUUGGAGGUGAACGGGGAGAAGGUGGCGGGUCUGACCCUGGACCAGGUCACCCGGAUCAUGACACAGGACUGCAGCACCUCCAUCCGCGUGCUCAGACACCGGCGGGCCCAGCGCUGAGCCACAGAGCGGCCAAACCAAGGACAUGAGUCUGUUACAGAGUGGAACUGUCAGAGACAGCUUUUACUGAGCAACAGGAACACCCACAAGCCAACAAAAACAACAACAAGAAAAGUCCUCCAGCGAGCAGCUGGGAAAAUAAAGCAGUCAAGGAAGAAAUUAGCUUCUCUACUUAGCUUUGAUUUGGUACAACAGUGAGGAAAGCACUGCUGUAAUCCACAGUAUGCGUCUGCAGUGAGUUUAAGUUCCUUAACUGAGAUUCUGAAAGGUCAAUCCUUACCCUUUUUUCCUCAAGGUGCUGCAUACCUGAUCUGAAAAAUGUGACCAGCAGUGCACAGACCCUUGCCCCAACAAGCUUCCGGUGCCAUUGUGUUUCCUCAAAGAUAACAGAACUCGCUAGUCAUCCAUUAGAAAUAUAGCAGGCCUUGUACCUCGUGGAUUGUUUCAUUGUCAAAAGACUACUCAGAUUAAGAUCAAUGUGCAAUAAAAACAUAGUUUACUGUGGAAACCGUGAUUACCAAAUAGCUGUGAGACAGACAUACUGUAGAUAAGAAUGAGCAUUCACUUGAAUGAUCAUCAUAGAAAUGUGGAACAAACAACAUUUAAUUCAAGAAACCUUUCAAAACAGCAAUUUAUAGCACUGUUAAUAAAAGAGCUUUUACUUCAUUAAGAUAAAUAUAUUUUUUAAAAAGCUUCUUGCCAUGAAGGAUGAGAAGGUACAGGAUGUUCUCCAACAAAUCUCCAACUAAUCUCAAAUCUGGGAUAUUCACUGAAUUUGUAAGACAGUAAAACAGCAUAUCAGACAUGAAUUUGGUAGUGCAGUUCAUGUUGCCACAUCAAAGGCUUUACCACACAUUCAGAACCUGAACAGCUGAUCUUUGAGCUCAUCUUCUCUACUCCCUGAAUCAACAGCCGUGGAAACUGAGGUUUGUUCAGCUGUUCUGAAGCGUAGGACAGAAUCAUGGGAAAACAACAUAGCAGAGGAAUACUCACCAUGCUGCAAAAUCCAGCUAUGCCAUCUUAUGACCAGCUUGACCAGCUCAAUUUUCAAGAUGGUCAAGCUAGUAAUGAGCUGGUCUAACUGGGUAUGAGCUGAUCAAUCAGCUAGUUCUGUUAGCCUGUCUGAACUGGUAGCUGGCCAAACCGUGUCAAGCUGGGAGCUGGUCUGAACUGGUCAACCAGCUAAACUAUGUUGAGCUGGGAGUUGGUCUGAACUGGUCAACCAGCUACCAGCUGUUUCAAAACAUAGCUUGAGCUGUGUUUUUUCAGCAGGGCACAAAGGAUUGUUUUAAAUUUGACAGGUUUUACUCUGGCAAAUGGAUGACAAAAUAGUUUCAAUUGUCAAGCUUUAAUGUAUUAGAAGACUCAAGGAUCUUAUUUUCCUUCAGUUGAGUUAGUAUUAGCACAGCAUAGAUUACUGCUCUUUGGAGAUGUAUGUGUGUGUUAUAAGAAGUUUCUAUGCUCUGUUCUAAAUUGAGGGCACAUGCUCUGUGACCACUUUCUGCUUCCCAACAGGUUUUACACUGAACUAAAAGUCAGAAACCUGCUCAGCUAAAUACAACAGUCCUCACGUAACCAAUCCUUCUUUUCCUUGACAUUGAGAAAAUCCGCAGAUUAACAAAAUUCUAAUGAAUGGCCACAGAGGAUGUUAUUCACACACAAUUUUGAUCAUUAUAAAGGAGGGCAUUUACCUUUAAAAAAAAAAAAACAUUAUGAUGCCAAACAACAAUGAAUUAAAUGGUUCACUGUGCAUAGAUGGGGGCUGUGAAUGAUAGGGCUCCAAGUCACAGUCGAAUGUCUUAUUCCAGGUGUUUCUGGAUCACAAUAUAGUUCUUCAUUGGGGUUGCCUCAAUCUUUUCACAUUUUAUGCAGUCUUUUCUAUUGAAUCAGGUUCUCUAAACGAUCAGAAAAGUAAUCAUAGAGUAGGCAAAAAUAGUUCCACAAGAGUUUUCUUCUGCUUUUUGUUGGCUUAUGAUUCUGGGUUUAUUCCCUUGUCCAGCCUGCCUGUAUUCAACCUGUAAACAGAAGUGGUGGAGCUUCAUAUUUUUCAGUGGCUGUUUAUGACUCAUUUACCUCACAGGGGCAGGCAGAAUGUUUUUAAGGCAGACUAAUUCUGCUGCUGUUAUACACAUUCUAUCAGCAAAAUGUACAAUAACGUGACACCGCCAAUGCAUAAGGAGACAAUUCUUAUGAAAGACUGAGAAGACUGCUCAUGUGGUGGUUUGAAAUUCCAAAAUACGCUGUGUGCCGUUUUGCCAUUUCAGUAUUCACAACUUAGGAAAAAAGGUAGAACCAGCAAGUCAUAUAGUGUGACUAUCAUGAAGCACCAAUGUUGGUGGUGUCCUUCCAUACCUGUCAGUAUUAAAGUGUAAAAAAAACGUGAAAUUUCCCUGUCACACAAUCCAUGCAUUUUGUUACUGUUAUUUAUAUUGAAUACAAGGCAAAUAAAAUAUUUGAACGUGU